GCCCAAACCCAUAAUGAGAAGGAUCAAGAUCAAGAUCCAAUCCAAGACUUAGGUGGACCUAUGACAAGAGGCAUGCUCAGAAAAACACAAGAGGCAUUGCAAUACAAAGUGACCAAUUUGCUAAAGGCCCAACUAUUAAAAGAUCCAAACAUGGAGGAGUCUAGACCUAUCACAUACAUAGAAUGUUUGGAGAGCUAG
Messenger RNA from Sphenostylis stenocarpa, 198 nucleotides. Lineage: Eukaryota; Viridiplantae; Streptophyta; Magnoliopsida; Fabales; Fabaceae. The record is from the annotation of a GenBank genome assembly.